AUUCUAAGGACAUAUAAGGGAAGAAAUCUUGUCGAGAGGAGCCCAAAAAUACGGUCAAGAGGACAAAAUGUCAAUCAAUCGGAGUGUAUAAGUAUGCCAUCGAUCGGAGAUGAAGGAGCCGUCCAAGGAACAAGUCAAAAGUCCACCUCCUUUGUGCCCAAGCAGAUCUCUCUGUCUCUGUCAACUCGAGAUCCAAAUCCUCCAAAGCAGCAGCCACACGAGAAGGUAGCCAUGGAAUCGGAGAGCACGCCGCAGCUAUCGCUAAAGAUCUCGAGAAGCAACAGCAGCAGCUGCUGUCAAAGUGGAAGAGCGGAGGAGAAGGAAGGAGAUCAAGUAAAGGAGGAGCCGGUGAGCCCCGCGGGUCUGGUGUUCCGGCAGGAGCACACGAACUGCUACAUCAUCGCUAUUCUUGGGUUCGGCAAGCCCCUCGACGUCGCCAUCAUCAAGGCCGGCCUGGAGGCGACGCUUGCCCGCCACCCCCGCUUCUCCAGCGUCCAGGUGAGCGACGACGACCGCGAGGGGACGACGUUGAGGUGGAAACCGACAAAAGUGGACGUCGACGACCACGUCGUCGUCCCCGACCUCCACCCGGAGAGCUCCUCCUCCGACACCGCUUCCCCGGACCAGCUGGUGGAGGACUACGUGGCAUCCCUCACCACCGUCCCCAUGAACUCCUCCCGCCCCCUCUGGGAGCUGCACCUCCUCAACAUCCCCACAUCCGAGGCCGCCGCCGUGGCCGUCUUCCGCAUCCACCAUUCCCUCGGAGACGGCGCCUCCCUCAUCUCCCUUCUCCUCGCCUGCACUCGCCGCACCGCCGACCCCACCUCCCUCCCCACCCUACCCGAAUCCCGACCGCCGCCGCCUCCACCUCCGACCUCCGCGCCCCCCCUCGCUCUGCUCCUCUACAUCUGGACCGUUCUCGUCGUUUCAUGGAACACGCUGGUCGACUUCGUCGUCCUCGUCGCCACUUCCAUAUGGUUGAAGGACACCCCGACGGCGUUGAAGGGCGGAGAGGGCGUGGAGUUCCGCUCCAAGCGCGUCGUGCACCGCACCGUGAGUCUCGACGACGUCAAGGACAUCAAGAACUCCAUGCACUGUACCGUAAAUGAUGUACUUGUGGGUGUCACAUCUGCCGGAAUCUCUCGCUACCUCCACAGAAGGCAUGGUGAGACUAAUGAUGGGAAGAAGCAGCAGCUCCUCAAGGCGAGCACCCGACUCCGGUCAGCCAUGAUUAUCAACAUGAGACCAAAGCUUGAGAUUCAUCAGGAUUUAGCAGAGAUGAUGGCAGGCAAAAAUUGUGGGGUCAAGUGGGGGAAUUUGAUCAGCUAUGUCAUCUUGCCAUUUCCGAUUGCGAUGUACGAAGAUCCCCUCGACUACGUCCGCAAGGGAAAGGCAGCUGUGGACAGGAAGAAGAACUCUUUGCAGGCUGUGUUAGCGUAUCGAUGUGCCACUUUCUUGAUCAAAAUGUUUGGGGUCAAGGGAGGAGCCGAUAUGACCUAUGGACUCAUCUCUAACACCACAUUUUCUUACUCGAAUGUUGUCGGGCCAGUCGAUGAAAUUAGCUUCUACGGCCACCCAAUCCUGUACCUUGCUCCCAGUGUAUAUGGCCAUCCCCAUGCUCUGACGCUGCAUUAUCAGAGUUACAUGAACACUAUGAAGAUAGUCGUCGCAGUAGAUGAGUCGACGAUACCAUAUCCGCACCAGCUAUUGGAUGACUUGGCCGAAUCUCUCAAAGUCAUCAAGGAGGCAAUUCCUACAAAAAAAUCAUAAUGUACGCACGAUGAACUCAUGUCACAUUGAUACUGAAUAAACUGCAAACUGUUGUUGUAACAUUCAUUAAUUUUGAUACUUGCAAAUUGUGCAGUUGCACGAGUGAACUUUUUUUUAUGCUGUAACAUCAUAUCGAAGUA
Molecule: messenger RNA, 1910 nt
Organism: Musa acuminata AAA Group (dessert banana)
Lineage: Eukaryota; Viridiplantae; Streptophyta; Magnoliopsida; Zingiberales; Musaceae
Product: wax ester synthase/diacylglycerol acyltransferase 11
Exons: 7
Coding region: 94-1770 (558 amino acids)
Biological process (GO): triglyceride biosynthetic process
Cellular component (GO): plasma membrane
Molecular function (GO): diacylglycerol O-acyltransferase activity
Source: RefSeq, a predicted model, not a curated record